UCUGGAGAAAUACAGGGCAAUUUCUUUUAGAAAUGGAUUUUAAUAGUCAUGUGGAUUCCGCUCUCGACACACUUUUGGAAAACACAAAGUUCCUAAAGGAAAUGGCGGCAGCUGUAUCCGAGCUUGAUGUCGAUGGAGAAUACGCCAAGAUGAUGGAGGACAGAGCCCGGCGGCACGUGGCGGACGCCGAGAAUCUAAUCGGGCUGAAGAGCAAGCACAAGGCCCUGGACCAGGAACUGCGACAGUGCGCUAAUGAGAGCUCUACCCUUGAGGAGCUUGAGCGGAAUUGGCCCAAGCGGCAGGAGGCCACCGAGAAGAAGACGACGAACGUCAAGAACACAACCGAGUACAAGAACUUUAAGAAGACUGUGGAAGACACAUUGGCCAACGGCGAUGAUUCGGAAGAACGAGCAAGCGGCAACGGCGACGACAACGAUGUAAUCGUGGAGGACGACAUGGAAGCCGGCGGCGAGAUAUUCUCGCUGUACGAUCCCUGGUCCAAGGCCCUGAUGCGCAACCCCGUCCGCAACACUCAUUGCCGCCAUCUGUACGAUCGCGAUUCGGUGUACGCCGUUAUCAAGGACAACAUAGGCAUUCGCUGUCCGGUCCUAGGAUGUGCCAAUAACAAAUACAUCCAGCCAGGCCACCUUGUUCCAGAUCUGAAAGUCCAGGAAAUGGUGCGAGCGCGGAUUGCUGAGGAGGCGAUGGAGCAGGAAGCCUCCUCUUCAGAGGACGACGAGAACUGAAGUAAUGUUAACUUUCAGUUUUCAGAUUAUUUAAGUUAUUAAAAUAAGUAUAUUUAAAUAUAAAAUAAGUAUAUUAAAGGGAUCUAAUUAA
This is a messenger RNA of Drosophila kikkawai, 837 nucleotides long. RefSeq names its product E3 SUMO-protein ligase NSE2-like. Gene Ontology annotation, biological process: double-strand break repair via homologous recombination; protein sumoylation. The record is from RefSeq and is a predicted model, not a curated record. Gene Ontology annotation, cellular component: nucleus; Smc5-Smc6 complex. Gene Ontology annotation, molecular function: zinc ion binding; SUMO ligase activity. Lineage: Eukaryota; Metazoa; Arthropoda; Insecta; Diptera; Drosophilidae.